Molecule: messenger RNA, 1980 nt
Organism: Fonticula alba
Lineage: Eukaryota; Rotosphaerida; Fonticulaceae
Exons: 6
Coding region: 1-1980 (659 amino acids)
Source: RefSeq, a predicted model, not a curated record
AUGGAACCGCCACGCUUUCGGGAAUUUCACUACGAGCGAUUGGCUGGCGGCGGCGCGCGGACCAUCGGCGCCGGCGGCCUGGCCCGGAUGAAUCGCCUGCCGUGCGGCUGCGGCCGGGGGUCUCGCCUGGAGGACAUGCCCGAGGAUGUCUUCCACUCUUUGGUCAUCACAAGUGACUCCUCCGAGCGCAUCCGGCUCGUGUCUUUCGGCGACUCCCGGGCCUUCGAGGGCCCGGGCGCGGCGGGCUACUCCCCGCCGCCGGACCCGGCCAACGAGUCGCUGUGCCGAUCGCGCGGCCUGGGGGUCCUUUCCAUUGGCGACUAUGCCCUGCUGAUCGCGGCCCUGUGUCCAGCCAUCGAAGCGCUCCAGCCCGGGCCGCCGCCAGGAGCCCUUCCCGUGCCGGGUACCACGUACGCCACCUCGGCCAUGUCCGAGGAGGAGCCCCUCCUCCUGUCGGACGGCCCGCUGGGGACCCUGCCGGCCGAGCUGCCACCCGGAUGCUAUCUGAGUGCCUGGCUGCUGACCGGCAUCGACAUGCACCCUGCUUCGGAGGAAGCGGCAACCACCUCCGGGGAUGUUGCCGUCAUUGCCUGUCGGACGUGGGUCCUUGCCGGCCAGCCCGGCGCCUUGGCCCUGCUGGACGAGCACCUGCUGGUGCGCCCGGCCCCGGAGGGCCAAGCACUGGAGAUGGCUCUGCCACUGGCAGGGGUGCCCAUGCCGCGCCCGGGGAACGCCCCCCUCCCGGCCGACCGCGGGUGGGAUUGCGUGGACCACUUUUUCUCCAGCAUCCUGCCACUUGGCUUGGGCGGCAGCCGCCAGCCCUUCGAUCCGGCCCUCCCGGCGCCCCCUCAGCCGCCGCUGUCCAUGCUCCACAUCCCGGCCCUUCGCGGGGACCCUUUGCUGGUGACCGGAGACCCGGAGCAGCGUGCGCUUCGCCUGCUGGCCACCCUGCUCCUGGCCCCCGGACCAUCGGCGGUGGUCGAGUCCAUCGCCAACUGGGCCUCCUGUGGCAAUGCCAUUCAUCCCUUCGCGGUGGCCCGCCUGUGCCUGGAUUCCGGGGGUGUUCUCUUCUGUGUAACCUCGGUCGAGGGCCAUGUGCUCCUGGUCCAGGCCCUGCCGCCGGCGGCCGGGCUUGCCACCGGGCCACUCCCCUGGACCGAUGAUCUGGUCCACCUGGACGGGGCCGUCUCCCUGUGCCGCUUUGUCCAAGACACGCCGGUCGGCUAUCACAACCACCUGCUCAGUCAGUCCCCCCUGUCUGAGCGCACCGCUCGCGGGCCGCCAUCCGGCCCGCUGGCCGCUCACCUGGUGAUCGGGUCCACGGUCGAGGGGCUGCUGGUGUAUCGCGAUGUGGAACGAGCGGGUCUCUCCUGCCCUGUGGUCCUGGAUGACGGCCGCCUGGGCGAUGGCCAGCGAUCGCCCAGCGGGGCAUUUUCCCUGGGCGGCGACUCGGGCAGCCUGCACGCCCGACAGCCUCCCAUUGCCGCGUCCGUCCCUCUGUGUCACCUUUAUCUGCCGGCCGUCGAGGUCGAUGAGGGCGGGCUUCAGGGUCGGACCGCCAGUCCGCUGCUUUGCCUUGGCCUGCUGCGUGAAUUCCCGGCCCCCGGCUCGGCGCCUCUCCUGGGGGUCCUCCUUGUUGGGACAUACUGCGGCCGGAUCCUUGUCUUUCGGCAUACCCUGUCGCAAGGGGACUCGGGUAUGGCCUUUUCCCACUCGGUGGAUCUCGGCUGGCCACUGUAUGGCAUCUCCACUCCGCUGCUUGUCCGGACACUCGGCCGUCCGGCCCGCCAGCUGCCUUCGCUGUAUAUUCUCUCACUCAAUGGGGUGAGCUGCUUCAAGCUGUCGGAGAAGAGCUCCCAGUCGAAGGAGGAGCGCUUCCGGCAAGCGCGAUACGCCGGGGAACUCCUUCGCCGCAUUCGAGCGCUACACCGCCAGCUGAAGUCAACUUCGGAACUGGUGGCCGAGCCACAGACACCCUGA